CUAGUGAGCUCGGCUGUGCUCUCCUCUACUCUCCUUCCUCCUCUCCUCCGUCCUCUCUGCAGUCCUUCUCAGACAUGAAGGCUCGGUUCUGCUCCGACAGGAUGCUCCUUCUGACCGCGCUGGUGUCGCUGCUCCUCGCGGGGCUGGCGGCCUCCUCCCCGGACCUUUUCGACAACCAACUCGGAGACAUUAAUUACUGCAAACUGCAAUGCCAGCUCGUCAUCAAGAACAAAAGCCCGGCUAAAGACUCCGUCAUGAACGCCUGUCACCGUGGCUGCCGUCUCUACUCCAUCUGUCAGUUCGUCAAUGGCAACGCCGGCUUCAACACCAGCAGGGAGGAGUGCCAGGGAGCCUGUCAGGAGGCCUAUGUUAAGUUGCUGGAGCAGGAGGCGUGCUGCACCGGCUGUGCCAGCCAGCCCUCUGAGCCCGAGCUGCUGAGGAGGAAGCUCAAGGCCAUGACCCACCGGCCCAAGCAGCCCUCCGUCAUGGAGGCGAUGUCGGGUUGGUUCAACGACAUCGUCAGCUCCGCCCAGAGCUUCAUCUCCUCAACGUGGACCUUCUACCUGCAGGCGGACGACGGCAAGGUGGUGGUGUUCCAGUGUGGCGCUAUGAGCUGGGGUGGAGAGGUCCUGGGGCGCGCUGCCAGCGCCCUGUCACGGACGGCCAGGGCGCUGGAGGACGACCGAGCCAGCGCCGGCCCCUCCACGCUGGUGUGUUAA
This is a messenger RNA of Gadus chalcogrammus (walleye pollock), 719 nucleotides long. It is a transcript of the gene tmem59l, whose product is annotated as transmembrane protein 59-like. Bases 75 to 719 code for a protein of 214 amino acids. The transcript is spliced from 6 exons. The record is from RefSeq and is a predicted model, not a curated record. NCBI's taxonomy places the organism in Eukaryota, Metazoa, Chordata, Actinopteri, Gadiformes, Gadidae.